Molecule: messenger RNA, 330 nt
Organism: Linum tenue
Lineage: Eukaryota; Viridiplantae; Streptophyta; Magnoliopsida; Malpighiales; Linaceae
Source: the annotation of a GenBank genome assembly
AUGGGAAAUGGAAUGGCGGCUCGACAGCUCCUCCAACUGCCGAAACCCGGCGCAUUGCCUCCUAUGCCCACCAUCCCAUCUCUCGCCGGCGCCGCCAUGCCCACCAUCCCAUCUCUGCCAACAGGAGGAGGAUUGCCACCACUUCCCAGCGCCGGCGCCAUGCCCACCCUGCCGUCCGGAGGAGGAUUGCCACCGCUCCCCAGCGCCGGCGCGAUUCCGACCAUGCCCACCAUUCCUUCCCUGCCAAAGGUGUCUCUACCGCCACUGCCCAGCGGUUUGCCAACCAUGCCUUCCAUCCCCGGCCUUACCCCGGCGGGCCCCGGAAACUGA